AUGGUAAAACUAACAGAUUCAUCUGAUAAUUUUUUAUUCGCUUCUUGGGAAUUUUUGUCUGGGUCCAUUUUCUACUUUUGCAGACCUCAAGUGUCGUCAGCUAUGUUUCUAAGAUAUAAUACUCAACUCGGACCACCGUUCCAUAUCAUUAUCGAUACCAACUUUGUUAACUUUUCCAUUAAGUACAGGAUCGAUAUUAUGCAAGGAUUCAUGGAUUGUUUAUAUGCCAAAACUAUACCAUAUGUGACAGAUUGUGUUUUGGGUGAAUUGGAAAAACUUGGACACCGGUGCAAAGUUGCUCUCAAAAUAAUCAAAGAUAAUCGCUUUCAACGUUUGUCAUGCUCUCACAAAGGAAUUUAUGCUGACGAUUGCAUUGUACAGCGAGUUACCCAACACAAGUGUUACAUUGUGGCAACUUGUGACAAAGAUCUAAAACGACGAAUCCGCAAAAUUCCUGGUGUCCCAAUUUUGUACAUACGACAACACCGGUUCUCUAUAGAACGCAUGCCUGAUGCAUAUGGCGCUCCGGCGAACUGA
Thelazia callipaeda (thelaziosis nematode) is the source of this 537-nucleotide messenger RNA. The record is from the annotation of a GenBank genome assembly. Lineage: Eukaryota; Metazoa; Nematoda; Chromadorea; Rhabditida; Thelaziidae.